This is a messenger RNA of Bubalus bubalis (water buffalo), 2168 nucleotides long. RefSeq names its product coiled-coil domain containing 47 (gene CCDC47). NCBI's taxonomy places the organism in Eukaryota, Metazoa, Chordata, Mammalia, Artiodactyla, Bovidae. Gene Ontology annotation, biological process: endoplasmic reticulum calcium ion homeostasis. The record is from RefSeq and is a predicted model, not a curated record. Gene Ontology annotation, cellular component: endoplasmic reticulum. Gene Ontology annotation, molecular function: calcium ion binding. The coding region runs from base 253 to 1704 and encodes 483 amino acids. The transcript has 13 exons.
CCAGGGCUGUGUCUCGGCCCCGUGCCGCGCGCAGGCGCGGGCCGGCCUCACGCAUUCUACGUAACGGCUGGCGGAGGCUACGUGAAGAGUGGCGCGGCGUGACUGAGCUGCCUGGUCAGGCUGUGUCCUAGAGGCGUCGGGACAGUGAAAUCGCGGCGACCCGGCAGGCGGUGGCCGGGACCAGAGGCAGGCGGGAUAGAGGCGGCGGCCGCAGGAGCAGUGGGCCGGGUUCUAGCCCCCGGUGCAGGUGCAAUGAAAGGCUUCCAUGCUUUCUGUGUUGUCCUUUUGAUAUUUGGGAGUGUCUCUGAAGCCAAGUUUGAUGAUUUUGAGGAUGAGGAAGACAUCGUAGAGUAUGAUGAUAAUGACUUUGCUGAAUUUGAGGAUGUCGCAGAGGACUCUGUCACUGAAUCUCCUCAACGGGUGAUCAUCACUGAAGAUGAUGAAGAUGAGACCACCGUGGAGUUGGAAGGGCAGGAUGAAAGCCAAGAAGGAGACUUUGAAGAUGCAGAUACCCAGGAGGGAGAUACCGAGAGUGAACCAUAUGAUGAUGAAGAAUUUGAAGGUUAUGAAGACAAACCAGAUACUUCUUCUAGCAAAAGUAAAGACCCAAUAACAAUUGUUGAUGUUCCUGCACACCUCCAGAACAGUUGGGAGAGUUAUUAUCUAGAGAUUUUGAUGGUGACUGGUCUGCUUGCGUACAUCAUGAAUUAUAUAAUCGGGAAGAAUAAAAACAGUCGCCUUGCUCAGGCCUGGUUUAACACUCACAGGGAGCUUUUGGAGAGCAACUUUACCUUAGUAGGGGAUGAUGGAACCAACAAGGAAGCCACCAGCACAGGAAAGCUGAACCAGGAGAAUGAGCACAUUUACAACCUGUGGUGUUCUGGCCGGGUGUGCUGUGAGGGGAUGCUUAUCCAGCUGAGGUUCCUCAAGAGGCAGGACUUACUGAAUGUCCUGGCCCGGAUGAUGAGGCCAGUGAGUGAUCAAGUGCAAAUAAAAGUAACUAUGAAUGAUGAAGACAUGGAUACUUAUGUGUUUGCUGUUGGUACUCGGAAAGCCUUGGUGCGACUACAGAAGGAGAUGCAGGAUCUGAGUGAGUUUUGUAGUGACAAACCUAAGUCAGGAGCCAAGUAUGGACUGCCUGACUCCUUGGCCAUCCUGUCAGAGAUGGGAGAAGUCACAGACGGAAUGAUGGACACAAAGAUGCUUCACUUUCUUACACAUUAUGCUGACAAGAUUGAAUCCAUUCAUUUUUCAGACCAGUUCUCUGGUCCAAAAAUUAUGCAAGAGGAGGGUCAGCCCUUAAAGCUGCCUGACACUAAGAGGACACUAUUGUUUACAUUUAAUGUGCCUGGCUCAGGUAACACUUACCCAAAGGAUAUGGAGGCUUUACUACCCCUGAUGAACAUGGUGAUUUAUUCUAUUGAUAAAGCCAAAAAGUUCCGACUCAACAGAGAAGGCAAACAAAAAGCAGACAAGAACCGAGCUCGAGUGGAGGAGAACUUCUUGAAGCUGACACAUGUGCAGAGGCAGGAAGCAGCCCAGUCCCGGCGGGAGGAGAAGAAAAGAGCCGAGAAGGAGCGAAUCAUGAAUGAGGAGGAUCCUGAGAAGCAGCGCAGGCUAGAGGAAGCUGCUUUGAGGCGUGAGCAAAAGAAAUUGGAGAAGAAGCAAAUGAAGAUGAAACAAAUCAAAGUGAAAGCCAUGUAAUAGCCAUCCCAGAGAGCUAAGUCCUAACACCACCUUUAAGUUCAAAAUUCACAGGAAACAAAAGCUACCAGUUCGUUUCUCAUCUUAAAGUUUCCCAGUGACUGAGAAGUCCUUAUUUCAUCACCUGUUCUGUUUUGGCUUGGAGUCUUACAGAGGUUAUAGAUACAUUGGAAGGAGUCUGUUUCAGUCAUUUUCUUCCAGAUAAUCAAAUUAUUUUGAUUAUUUUAUAAAAGGAGUGAUAUAUGAAAUCUGUGUAGUUUUAAAACAUUUUAAAAAUUAUAACAUGAAUCAUAAGUACUUUUAGUGCUUGAUAUUUGAAGAAAUAUCAUGAAAUUUAUAGAUAUAUAAUUAGAUUGUUGCUUUUUUGUUUAAGCUAGGCAGUUGAAAUGGCAAUGAAGAUUGACUAUAAACCGCAAUUCCACAAAUAACCAUUGGAAUUACACAAUAAACAUUUCUUGGUGUUC